Molecule: messenger RNA, 770 nt
Organism: Gordionus sp. m RMFG-2023
Lineage: Eukaryota; Metazoa; Nematomorpha; Gordioida; Chordodea; Parachordodidae
Exons: 6
Coding region: 1-696 (231 amino acids)
Source: RefSeq, a predicted model, not a curated record
AUGACUCUGAGAGAUAUUCAUAAUAUUUCAGCCAAAUUAAACAAGCCAUCUGAUAAUGUAUUACUUGAUGUAAUAAAUCAACUCAGGGAAGAUAAUGGAGCUGUGGUGGAAAUCCUAGAAAAUGAUAGUGAAUUGUUGGGCAUUUACUUUCAAGAUGCUAGCAUGCUCCAUUAUCUUAAAUAUUAUCCUGAGGUGAUAUUCAUUGAUGCUACCUACAAAUUAAACAAUCUAGUUCCUAGGUCAAGUGAAAAGUUUCAUUCUAGUACCAUAAAAGAUGAUGAUGAAAAUUUUCAAGAACCAGCUAUUAAAAAUCUAAAGCUUAAUGCGGAAGAAAAUCAUAUGAAGGUUAUGAAUAUACUAAAUUCGAUAGUUGGAGAGGAUUAUAAUUGUAUAAACAAAAAAGAUGAUGGAGUUAAGACACCAGAAAAAGCAUCGAAAAUGCUAGAGCCUGAUGACAUUCGACCUUUUGGUGGCCCGCCGGAGAGGACGGGCAUGGCUCAAAAUGCCGUUUAUGGUACAGAGGUGGAGAUAGUUGCAAUGACUACUAUGCUCCAGACUAAUAUUUUAAUACAUACUAUUUAUAAAUGGGCAUACUAUAUGCCCAUUAAAAAAUUAAGUAAUAUUAAAAAAUUUAAUGUAAAUAUUUAUUUAAUAAAUCAUAGCGAACAUAUUGAUCGCAUAAUUAAUUUUAAUUAAUAUUUAUAUCGCAUAUAGCAUAUAUUAUUUAUAUCGCAUAUAUUAUUAAUUGAUUUUUUUAUCUUUAUAUUUAC